Alexandromys fortis (reed vole) is the source of this 2299-nucleotide messenger RNA. It is a transcript of the gene Tasl, whose product is annotated as TLR adaptor interacting with endolysosomal SLC15A4. The coding region runs from base 75 to 1181 and encodes 368 amino acids. The record is from RefSeq and is a predicted model, not a curated record. The transcript is spliced from 3 exons. Lineage: Eukaryota; Metazoa; Chordata; Mammalia; Rodentia; Cricetidae. Gene Ontology annotation, biological process: regulation of toll-like receptor signaling pathway.
GUAUAAUUUCGUUUGUAAUUUCUGUGCAGUGUACGUCUGCACGGCUUCAGAACGAUUUCACAAACCUCUGUGGCAUGCUUUCUACUGCCCUCUGCUGCCAGUUUUUCAGAAAGAUCAGAUUCUGGGCAAAUCCACAAGCCUUCUUCCUAAACUCAUGCGGUAGGAAAGUUUUCGGGUACUCUCCGUACAGGCAGCUGAGUGUGUGGAAAGGCCUUUCUCACCACCAAAGAAAGAAUUCCAAGACAGUACAAAGCAAGGAAUUGACAACUCAUAAACUUGAGGGAAUGCUGUCAGAAGGGUACCUCAGUGGACUUGCCUACUGGAACGACAUUCAUUGGAACUGUGCAUCUUAUAAUGAACCGGUCACUGGAGAACAAGGCAAGGAGAAAAGUUCUGUUGCUGCUCUUUCCUAUUCCUCUGUGAAUGAAACACAGGUCCAAAGUGUUUAUGUGAGCUGCAAAUCCUCCAGCAAGUUCAUCUCAUCAGUGCAUGCGAGAGGGAGUCAACAGGGCAGAAGCCAGAGCAGAACAGUGUUGCAAACAAACCCCAACCCUGUAUUUGAAAGUCCAACCUUGGCCACAGUUGACAUUUGCAGAGAAGCCAUCAGAGAGACCUAUUUGGUUCCACCUUCUUGCAAAAGUAUUUGCAAAAAUUACAAUGACUUACAUAUUGCGGGAGGACAGGUGAUGGCCAUUAACUCAGUAAUGGCAGAUUUCCCCUCAGAGAGCAGCUUUGAAGAUGGCCCUUUGCUGAGGUCGUCUGAGAUUCCUUUGCCCAUGGAGGACUCCAUUUCCAUUCAGCCCACUGAAUUUCCCCUCAAGCCCAUCCAGCGGUACUCAUCCUACUGGAGAAUAACCAGCAUCAAAGAGAAAAGCAGCCUGCAAAUGCAGAAGCCUAUUUCAAAUGCAGUGCUCAAUGAGUAUCUGGAGCAGAAGGUGGUGGAGUUAUAUAAGCAAUACAUUAUGGACAAUGUGUUUCAUGACAGUUCUCCUACCCAGAUUCUGGCAUCAGAACCCAUCAUGACAAACGUGGACCAAAUUAGCCUUCAAGUUUCUAGAGAGAAGAAUCUGGACACCUCAAAAGUCAAGGACAUAGUUAUUAGCCACUUACUGCAGUUGGUCUCAUCGGAGAUCAGCACCCCUAGUCUCCAUAUUUCUCAGUAUAGCAGUAUAAUACCAUAGAGAAGAUUCCUGCCAGUUCCUCUUGUUCCUAUCAAUCCCUAAGCAAUACUGUAUUCAUUUAUUCAGAGGAUGUGAGGGAGGGAAUAAUGGAAGGGAAUUAAGGACUAGUGAAGGAGUGUUUGAGAAAUCCCCAUGCUGAAGGAAUACAGGAAGAGGAACCAUGAGGAAUGGUCUCAAGGGCAGGUUUAUACAGAAAUAGAGUAAAAAUGAAAAAUGAUCACAGAGAGAAGGAAGGGGUUACAAGGCAGUUGUAGGCGUACUGAAAUGGGAAGAUAAGCCCAAUCAGGAACAAAAGGAAACACUACGGCUAACCUCUAAAGCCAGCGGGCUUCAGGAUCAGGGAGUAAACAUGUGUUUCACAGUCACAUAAAUUGUUCUAGGCUGUUUCUUCUAGAAAGAAAUGAACUACAGGAAGGUUGUUAAAUUUGGGUGGACUAACAUUUUUCCAGGUAUAAGCUUGUAUCUUUUUUCCCUAUUCUGUAUCAGUAGGUCAUUUAGGUCUAUCUUUGUAAAUAUUAAAGAUAUACCAAAUGAAUUACAAUUGUUUACUUUUUUUUGCAACAAGGUUCAAUGUAGUUCAGGCUGAUUUUGCAAUCGUUAUAUAGCCAAAGAUGUUGAAUUUCUUAUCCUCCUGCAUCCUUCUCACAAGUGCUGGUAUUAUAGGCAUUUACCAUCUCACAUCUGGGUGUGUUUUUGCUUUUGAAUGAAAAGGUACAGUCACAAGACAAUGACUUAAAUCCCCUAAUUCUAUUUAGUGAUAGAGAUAGCAUUUUCAGUGGAAAACCUCCCUCUGCAAGCACUGAAACAUUUUUUUUUUUGCUGAAUAUAAUUUUCAUGGUGCUGUAAUGUUCAAAGGGAAUCAUGAAUAUUUUUCCCAUUUUUUUUUCAUAUGUUCUUUUGACCUGGAGACAGAAAAAGGUCUUCUCUAUGCUCCAUAAAAGUCCUGGGGUUCCAUAAUAUCAAGUUCUGUAUAUCUGUAUACUAAAACAGUAGCUUCGUGUGUACAUUACUGUCUUAAUCUUCUUAAUCUUUUAUUCAGCUCAGGAGCUGGAAAACUAUGACCUAUCGGUCAAAUCUAACUUUAUGAUAGUUUUGAACUCUUGUGAACUAAGGAUGGA